This is a messenger RNA of Mesorhabditis spiculigera, 2328 nucleotides long. NCBI's taxonomy places the organism in Eukaryota, Metazoa, Nematoda, Chromadorea, Rhabditida, Rhabditidae. The record is from the annotation of a GenBank genome assembly.
AUGCUGAAAACUGAUGCAGACAUGGUCCGUUUCGAACCCACCCACUCCCGCAAGAAGCGCUUCGUCUAUCAGGAGAAUACGGACCGAAUGAGCUUCGAUUCGACUGAUCCAUUCGCCGGUUACACUUGCUUUAAUGACGAUGCCGUCUGGAGCUACCUCAACCGCGACGACGUCCAAAAAGCGAUCCACGCGAAAAUCUACUACAAGGGUGCCGACUGGGAGGAGUGCAGCGAUCGUCACACCUCCAAGUAUUUCCAUUACUACCUUCUGAAGGAGUACUACGACAUGUCGAACACCUUCAACGCGAUUUUGGACUCGAAAUGGUACACUUCCAAUCAGAUGAGCCUCCUCAUCUACAACGGUGACGUCGACACGAUUUGCCAAUUCUUGGGAGACGAGUGGUUUAUGGAAGCCCUGGUUCUGGCCAGGAAUAUGACUGUCAUCCAGCAAAGGUCACAUUGGUAUUACCAGGAGGGUAGCAAGUAUGAAAACAGCGUCGCCGGAUUUGCCAAGAGGUGGUCAAAUAAUGUGGCGCAGAUGACGAUUAAGGGAUCCGGCCACUUCGUCCCCAUGGACCGUCCGGCUUUUGCUCUCCAAAUGAUCACCAACUACCUGGCCGGUCAGACCAAUUAUUCCACGCCAUUGGCUGUUGACAUUACACCGGCUCCAUUACUUCCCGCCUAUGCAUACACCGAUACCCCGGUGACGAAUUGCUCCAGAAAGGAUCAAGACCGCUUCUAUAGUCUCCCUGGUGGCAACUUUGACAGCAACUUCAACCAGUACAGCGGGUACCUCGAUGCCACGGCUACGCAUAAGUUGCAUUACAUCCUUCUGGAAGCGGAAUGGGACCCGAGUACCGCUCCUCUCCUACUAUGGCUAAAUGGUGGACCCGGCUCGAGCUCCCUAGUCGGACUGUUCCAAGAAAAUGGGCCCUACCGAGUCGGAAGGGAUGGAAAAUCGCUGUUCCAAAAUCACAAUGCUUGGAAUAAAUUCGCUAACGUGCUCUACCUCGAAUCACCUGUCGGCGUCGGCUACUCCUACUCCAUCGAUCCGAAUGAGACAAUCAGUUACAAUGAUAAUAAUACGGCCACCGUGAACUACGCGGCACUCCGCGACUUCUUUAUGAACGCGUACCCGGAAUACCAGACUCGCGACUUUUACAUAACUGGAGAAAGCUACGCUGGCGUCUAUCUACCUACACUAGCUGUGAAGUUGAUCAACGGCAUCAAGGCGGCCGAUAUCAAGGCCAAUUUUAAGGGAAUGGUGGUCGGAAAUGGGGUGCUGGACAAAAAUACCGAUCUCAACUCGAUCAUCCAUCUACAGUACUACUCUGGGUUGUACAGUUACAACGACUACACCGACUUGGUGAACACCUGCUGCCCCGGAAAUUCCAACGAAUUCGCCUGCCAAUUUUCGGAUCACGUUGUUUGGGGAGAUUCUGUAAUUCCGGAUGGAAACUCGAGUGAUCCUUGCUUUAAUAAGCUUUCUGACUUUAUCCUCUCGGGCUACACAUCGCCGUAUGACCGCUAUAACAUGUAUCAGGAUUGUUAUAACACGCCCAGCAAUGGAAUCAGGGCUGUUUCAAACUACAACUCUUCCGAUCCAUAUGACGGCUACUAUUGUUAUAUGGACACGGCACUGGAAAAAUAUCUAAACCUGCCGGAAGUGAUGACAGCCCUGAAUAUUCCGUCAGCUGUAAAGGGGUGGAAUGACAACGACGACAUUUUCGACGUGUACAUUCAGCAAAACAUCGAUCAAUACGACAAUUUUGCUAAAGUCUUUGAUUAUGGUGCAAAGGUCCUCAUCUACAACGGCGACGUCGACAUGGCCUGUAAUUUCUUGGGAGCGCAAUGGUUCGCCGCUAAGCUUCAGGACAAGCUUAAGCUUCACGUAGAUAAAGCCCGCGAAAAUUGGUACUAUCGGCAGGAUCCAAACUACGAGAAGACUGUCGCCGGGUCAUGGAUUCGGUACACCAGCUACUUUGACGUUAUUACUGUUAAGGGUUCCGGCCACUACGUCCCGCUUGAUCGCCCGAUGCACGCGCUGCAGAUGAUUUACAACUUUGUCUACUACAACGACUACAGCACCCCAUUCCCCGCGGGACCCACCACGACUCCGGGGCCAACAACACCGGUACCAACUACUGUAACUGGUGCUACGGUCACCGGCUCGGUUGGAACGACCAUUCCGACUACCGCAACUGGGGCUACGGUUACCGGCUCGGUUGGAACUACGGUGGCCCAGCCAACGACGACGAGGACUUCGUCACAAUUGGGAUUCCAUGGAUUCCUGAUUAUGUCUACGAUAAUCUAUUCGAUUCUCCGAUUU